Messenger RNA from Salvia splendens (bonfire salvia), 885 nucleotides. RefSeq lists its product as uncharacterized. The record is from RefSeq and is a predicted model, not a curated record. Bases 97 to 672 code for a protein of 191 amino acids. Lineage: Eukaryota; Viridiplantae; Streptophyta; Magnoliopsida; Lamiales; Lamiaceae. The transcript has 6 exons.
AGGAUUCCGAAUCAUGAAGCUUUGAAUUCGUGUUGGAAUCGGAAAUGGUGAGUGCAGCUGUUUGCCGCCAUUAACAUCUGUUCUAAGCUAGCGAUCAUGAAUCGAUUUGUUAAGCUGUUUUACACCACAGCAAUCGCCAGUUGCCCCAAAUCCACGCAGCGCGGGUUUCCGUUAUUGCAGAAGGGAAACACACAAACAGACUUUGCACAGGAGCAUUUGUGCAGAAGGAAUGCAGUUAUACAGACUCGGAAUUUCUCAUCAGCCUAUAAAAGAGUACUAGAUGAGAAAUCACUGGAAGAGGAUGCAGAAAGAAAAAUCGGAUGGCUGUUGAAACUAUUUUUUGCUGGAACUGCAACUGUAAUUGGCUUCCACUUAUUUCCAUACAUGGGAAAAAAUGUGAUGCAGCAGUCUGUUAAACUUUUACAAGUGAAGGAUCCUUUAUUCAAAAUAAUGGGAGCAUCCAGAUUAGCACGGUUUUCGAUAGAUGAUAAAAGAAGAAUGAAAAUAGUUGAAUUAGGCGGAGUGCAGUUGCUUGCGGAUAUGUUAGCAGGUGGUAAAGAUGAGCGCACCAGAAGGCUAGCUUUGAAAGCUCUUGUUGCCAUCUCAAAAUCAGAAGGUGCGGUCGAUGCUAUACAUAAAGCUGGAGCAAUACCUGUUUGUUAUGGCUUAUAAGGUUGAUGAUUUGUUGGAAGGCCACCCCAGAUUCCAUUGAGUAUGAGGAAGUCGGAGAAUACAAAACGAACUUGCUGGAUAGAUUUGAGGAUCUCAAAUAUGAUACUUCAUCUUGAUAUAUGUAAUGACAAGAUUUUGUACUGUUUGUUAUGGCUUAUAAGGUUGAUGAUUUGUUGAUACAUCUGGUUCUCUUGCAGACAGCAUUUAGAUAAA